AUGAGUUGGAAAAAAAAAAAUACGCUAUCAGCUGCCAGCCCGGAGAAGGUGACCGUCCAGUGUGCACUGCCCACUGUGCUCACCUCCCGCCAGCCAGAGCCCAUGUGGCCUUCUUUUGGACAAACCUCGAAAACGUUUAUUAAAAAAAGAAAGACGACCCAGAGACACAGAGAAGAUGGUGGAGAUGUCCUGAAUCUCACUAGGGUACGUGCCAUUAGGGCUUUUGCGCUAAAGGAUGGACAUGUACUGGUUUCUGUGAACAAGCCAUUGUACCAUCAGACUGCAAUGCCAGUUUCCUCUACUGCAAACAGUGUUCUGUGA
Pipistrellus nathusii (Nathusius's pipistrelle) is the source of this 321-nucleotide messenger RNA. NCBI's taxonomy places the organism in Eukaryota, Metazoa, Chordata, Mammalia, Chiroptera, Vespertilionidae. The record is from the annotation of a GenBank genome assembly.